Messenger RNA from Emiliania huxleyi CCMP1516, 1416 nucleotides. RefSeq names its product serine-tRNA ligase. Lineage: Eukaryota; Haptophyta; Isochrysidales; Noelaerhabdaceae. The transcript has 7 exons. Gene Ontology annotation, molecular function: serine-tRNA ligase activity; ATP binding. Gene Ontology annotation, biological process: seryl-tRNA aminoacylation. Bases 1 to 1416 code for a protein of 471 amino acids. The record is from RefSeq and is a predicted model, not a curated record.
AUGGCGGUAGUCGAGUCGGCUGCGACUGUGACGCUGGACGAGCGGCUCGUGGCGGACGAGCCCUCGGUGGUGGUCUCUUCGCUGCAGCGGCGGCGCGCGUCGGAGGAGGUGAUAGCCGCUGUCGACCGCAUCGGCGAGCUGACGCGACAGCGCGCGGCGCUGGUGGAGGAGGGGAACGCGGCGCGGGCGGAGCGGAAGGCGCUCUCGCCAAAGAUUGGCACGCUGCUCAAGGCGGGCGACGAGGCGGGCGCGGCGGCGCUCAAGGAGGACGUCGCCAAGGCGUCCGAGGUGGCUGGCGCGGCGGACGCAAAGGUGGAGGAGGUGGAGGCGGAGCGAGGGCGGCUGUUUGCGACGCUGCCCAACCUGCUCGACAGCCGGACGCCGGACGGGGCGGACGAGGAGGCGAACGUGAUCCUCUCCGAGUGGGCGCCGGACGGGUACGGCGAGCUUCGCGAUGGGCUCACCUGGCACGACGAGCUCGCGACUGCGCUCGGCGGCCUGGACCUCGAGGCUGCCCCUCCCGCCCAGGCGGCGGCCAAGCUGUCCGGCUCGCGCUUCGCGGUGCUGCGGGGCGGCGUCGCGCGGAUGGAGCGAGCACUCGCCUCUCUCUUCCUCGACCUGCACACGGGCGAGCGAGACAACCACCACCACCCUCCUGGCACCUGCGAGACACGCGAGCACGGGUAUGUCGAGACGUCUGUCCCGCUGCUGGUGGGCGCCGAGGCGCUGCAGGGCACCGGCCAGCUGCCAAAGUUCCAAGAGGACUUAGCCUCGACAAGCCUUCCGUUCCCGGAGCCUUCCGGGAGCCCUCCCCCGCAGGUGCCGCUCACCAACUUGCACGCAGGAGAGAUCCUCGACGAGGCUGCCCUCCCGAUCUCGUACGUCGGCGCCACGCCCUGCUUCCGCGCAGAGGCGGGCUCUGCCGGCCGCGACACGCGCGGCCUCUUCCGCCAGCACCAGUUCCUCAAGGUCGAGCUGGUCAAGAUCUGCACGCCCGAGCAGUCCGACGCGCAGCACCAAGCGCUCGUCGAGCACGCCGAGCGCUGCCUGCGCGCGCUGCAGCUGCCGUACCGCAAGGUGCUGCUCUGCGCUGGGGAUAUUGGCUUCUCCGCCCGCCUCUGCUACGACCUCGAGGUCUGGCUGCCGGGCCAGGGCCGGUACCGCGAGAUCUCCUCUUGCUCCAACUGCGGCUCCUUCCAGGCGCGCCGGAUGGGACUCCGGUACCGCCCCGCGCCCGACGGCUCCGGCAAGAAGCGCAAGCCCGAGUUUUGCCACACUCUCAACGGCUCCGGCCUCGCGGUCGGCCGCGCGCUCGUCGCCGUCCUCGAAAACUACCAGAACGCGGACGGCUCCGUCACGGUGCCCGAGGCGCUCCGGCCAUACAUGGGAGGGCUCGAGGUGAUCUCGGCGGAGUGA